AUGUCGGAAGAAGUCGAUGAGGCAGAACACAGUAUCGAGAUGCACCUGCCCUACAUAUACAAAGUGUGGGGCGAGCGCGAUGUAAAAAUUGUGCCCGUGCUUGUUGGGCAUCUGCCAGAGCAAAUGAAUUUCGCAUAUGCUUUAUGCUUUGCCCAGUACUUCGCUGACCCGCGUACGCUUUUUGUCAUAUCAAGCGACUUUUGCCAUUGGGGUAGCCGCUUCCAAUACACGUGGUAUCAGCCUACGUCUACAAGCAAGGGCAUCAUGCUCUCGUCGGCGAACAAGAGCUGUAUCGAACCGAAAAUGCCAAUUUACCAAUCCAUUCAGAACUUGGAUGCCGAAGGCAUGUCGGCCAUUAGCUUUAACAAGCACGGCUCGCGACGUGCACGACAAGCAUUCGCAAUGCACUUGACGAAAACGGGGAACACAAUCUGUGGUCGUAACCCGAUUCUUCUUCUGCUCACGAUUCUCGAGAUUCUCGAAGAUCGCGGUGCCAUGUUCGAAUGUCGCUUCACUCAUUAUAAGCAAAGUAACGCCUGUUGUCAUGUGCAAGACAGUUCAGUAUCCUAUGCUACCGCUUAUAUCCGCUCAUCCACCCAGUGA
Molecule: messenger RNA, 603 nt
Organism: Malassezia globosa CBS 7966
Lineage: Eukaryota; Fungi; Basidiomycota; Malasseziomycetes; Malasseziales; Malasseziaceae
Exons: 2
Coding region: 1-603 (200 amino acids)
Source: RefSeq, a predicted model, not a curated record